AUGACUAGAAAGAAAGUGGAGCUUACAUACAUAGCCAAUGAGUCAAAGAGGAAGGCAACAUUGAAGAAAAGGAAAAAUGGUUUGAUAAAGAAAAUUGAUGAGAUUAGCACCCUCUGUGGGAUUGAAGCAUGUGCUAUAAUUUAUUCUCCAAAUGAUGAACUAGACGUUUGGCCAUCCGAAUUGGGAGUCCAAAGGGUGCUUUCUAGGUUCAAGAGCAUGUCUGAACAUGAACAAGGCAAAAAGAUGUUGAAUCAAGAGAGCUUCUUGAGCCAAAGCAUCAUCAAAGCCCAAGAGCAGUUGAAGAAACAAAAGAAUGAAAACAGGAAGAAAGAGAUGAGUAAUCUCAUGUUUGAAUGCUUAAAUACUGGGAAGAUUUGUGACAAUGCUAGCAUGAUAGAUUUGAAUGAUCUUUCAUGGUUAAUUGAUCAGAACCUAAAGGAAAUUGAAAGGAACAUGAGUAGGAUGCAAAUCCAAGAGGUGACACCAAUAAUUGAAAAUGGAGGAGAAACCAUGAAUGGAGGACAACAGGUAAAUAUGGAUAAUGUCCAAGUGCCAGAGACCAACAUGGAUAACAUGCAAAGGCAGCAUUGGACCUCAGAAUUUAUCAAUGGUGUAGUUGGGGACGACAUGCUCCUACCAUUUGGAGAUGUUAAUAUCCAAAAUGGCCUUUUUCCUAACCCAUAUAUCCCUUGA
Abrus precatorius (Indian licorice) is the source of this 693-nucleotide messenger RNA. Its product is annotated as agamous-like MADS-box protein AGL80. NCBI's taxonomy places the organism in Eukaryota, Viridiplantae, Streptophyta, Magnoliopsida, Fabales, Fabaceae. Gene Ontology annotation, molecular function: DNA-binding transcription factor activity, RNA polymerase II-specific; protein dimerization activity; RNA polymerase II cis-regulatory region sequence-specific DNA binding. Gene Ontology annotation, biological process: positive regulation of transcription by RNA polymerase II. Bases 1 to 693 code for a protein of 230 amino acids. The transcript has 2 exons. The record is from RefSeq and is a predicted model, not a curated record.